AUGGAUAUAGACUUUGCACUAAAAGAGGAACAACCUACACCUCUCACUACGAAAAGCAACCCUGAAGUUAAAAGGGAUUUUGAGAGGUGGGAUUGUUCAAAUCACAUGAGUCCAAUGACCAUUAAGCACAGCAUUCCAGAAGUCUUCAGGGACACAAAAUCUGAAGAGAUUACUCAGGCUAAAGGUUUCCUUAACGAAAUUGAGAAACGUUUUGCCAAAAACGAUAAGGUCAAGAUAGCAUUAGUUUUGACUUCUUUAAUAUCUAUAAAGUAUAAGCGUCAAGAAAACGUGAGGGAGUACAUUAUGGAGAUGUUUCAUUUUGUUUCAUGA
Messenger RNA from Gossypium arboreum, 330 nucleotides. RefSeq lists its product as uncharacterized. The coding region runs from base 1 to 330 and encodes 109 amino acids. Lineage: Eukaryota; Viridiplantae; Streptophyta; Magnoliopsida; Malvales; Malvaceae. The record is from RefSeq and is a predicted model, not a curated record. The transcript has a single exon.